Messenger RNA from Penaeus indicus, 3264 nucleotides. RefSeq names its product uridine-cytidine kinase-like 1. Lineage: Eukaryota; Metazoa; Arthropoda; Malacostraca; Decapoda; Penaeidae. Bases 251 to 1834 code for a protein of 527 amino acids. Gene Ontology annotation, molecular function: ATP binding; kinase activity. The transcript is spliced from 12 exons. Gene Ontology annotation, cellular component: cytoplasm. The record is from RefSeq and is a predicted model, not a curated record.
AUUUACGUUUUUUUCCAUAUUUCCACCAUGUGCGAUGUUGUAUUUAACGCGUUUAUCACCGGGAAUCACAGCGCUACGUCUCUAUUGCAAGAUACUGCCUCUCAAAUGGUGAAAUGUUGCAAUUGCACGGAAAUGUUGCAUGAUUGAUCCGCGUUGCAAAUUCAGCUCAGUUGCAGUUGUUGUUGCAGUCAGCUGACUCGUGGUAUUUAAUUCUUUUUGUUUUGGAGGAGAGGACUGCAUCGUUCCGCCGAUGGAAGAAGAUGAAUCCAAUGCAGAAAUGGGAGAGAAUGAGGGAAGCCAAGGCCCCUCGUCCACGCGAACCAUAUCCACGACAACACCACAGACGUCUAACCAGAACACUCUAAGAUCCCCGCGCAGUCGACGCCAACGCACAACGUCACAGUCACAAACCUCCCGUAGUGGAGAGCCCAUCCUGAGGGGCAGAAGACGCACAAUUUACACUGCCGGACGACCGCCAUGGUACGACUGCCAGGGACAGCUGGUUGAACCGUUUGUUAUAGGUGUGUGUGGUGGGAGUGCCUCGGGAAAGACCACCGUUGCCAAGAAAAUUAUCGAAGAACUGGAUGUACCGUGGGUCACACUCCUCUCCCUUGACUCUUUCUAUAAGGUAUUGACUGAGAAGCAGCAUGAGGACGCGGCCAGGAAUGAAUACAACUUCGACCACCCGGAUGCCUUCGACUUUGAGCUGGUGGUCAAGACGCUCUCGAGGCUCAAGGAGGGCAAGAAGGUGGAGGUCCCCAUAUACAACUUUGUCACCCAUCGCCGGGAGACCAAGACGAAAACCAUGUAUGGUGCCAAUGUCAUCAUAUUUGAAGGAAUUUUAGCAUUCUAUUCUCAUGAUGUGAUAAAGUUGUUAGACAUGAAAGUGUUUGUAGAUACUGACUCGGACGAGCGGCUGGUGCGGAGACUGCGAAGGGACAUUGCGGAGAGAGGGAGAGAGCUAGACGGAGUGCUCAAGCAGUACUUCAAGUUUGUCAAGCCAGCCUUCGAUUAUUACAUAGCCCCAUCUAUGGUCCACGCUGACAUCAUCGUUCCGAGAGGUGGGGAUAACGAGGUGGCCAUCAAUCUUAUUGCUCAGAAUGUCAUGACGCAGUUGCAACAGAGAGGUUUUAAACUCCGAGAGAAAUUAGCGCACGCUAACUUUGGCAUUGUGAGACCCAAUUCCCUCCACCUGCUGCCCUCCACGCCCCAGAUCCGCGGACUACACACAUUCAUCCGCAACAAGGACACUCCCCGCGAUGAGUUCAUCUUUUACUCCAAGAGACUAAUACGACUGGUGAUUGAACAUGCCCUGGCGCUGUUGCCGUUCACGCAGGACGUGACCGUAGAGACGCCCCAGGGCAUCCCAUAUGAAGGGAAGCGCAUUGCGACCGAGAAGAUCUGCGGUGUAUCCAUCCUGCGAGCGGGAGAGACCAUGGAGAAUGCACUCUGUGAGGUUCUCAAGGAUGUACGCAUUGGCAAGAUCCUCAUUCAGACCAACCUUGAUACGGGGGAGCCUGAGCUAUAUUACUUGAGACUGCCAAAGGACAUCAAGGACUACCACAUCUUCCUGAUGGACGCCACAGUGGCCACGGGUGCGGCUGCGAUCAUGGCCAUCCGGGUCCUGCUCGACCAUGAAGUGCCGGAGGACCAUAUCUCCCUCUGCUCCCUCCUCAUGACUGAGCAAGGUGUUCAUAACAUAGCAUAUGCAUUCCCCAAAGUACGCAUUGUAACAACGGCAGUGGAUCCAUGUGUUAAUGAGAAGUUCUACAUAGUGCCCGGCAUUGGAAACUUUGGCGACAGAUACUUCGGAACAGAACCAUCUGACCAAUAAUGGAAAUGAAUGAGGAUCAAAUGAGCGAGCGAUAUUUCCCACAUGCCUAUAACAAUACCCAAUGGCCUCCAUCCAAACACAGGUGUUCCUGGAAAUACAAUGUACAUCUUCCAGACUUGUAGACUAUUUUAAAAACUCGUCAAGUGCCUGAUAUUGUUGUUGAUACUUAAAACUUAUAAUAAAAGAGGCAAUUUAUGUGUGUGGUAUGUGUUAUAAAGGAAAAGGAAAGUGCUUUAUCACUGUCACCAGUCUUUUUUUGGAAAAAUUGUACAGCACAUGAAGAACCACGUUUGCAGAUAUUAAGUGCAUUUGCUAACUAGCCCAUCAGGUUCUUUAAGCAAAACAAAAAUAACCAAGAAUUUUUUUAAUCAGGUAAUAUGAUAUAAUGCAACUUUUGAUGCAAAAGUUGGUAUUCACAAGACGAGCGUUGUACUGGCCACAACUUUGCUUGAUGACGACUGGAUGUGCUGAGCACAUCGGAGUUUUAAAGAUUGUUGUUCAAUUUCAUAUAUUUAUCUCUUAGUUUUUUUUAGUUGUUUUUAGUAGGGAAAAUAGAGAGAGCAUUUUUGUAUCUCUUUGUUAUAAGACUAUUUUACAUUUUAAUGCUCAGUAAAAAAGCGAUAAUAUAUGAAUAAGACUUAGAUUGAAAAUAUGAUUAUUUGGUAUUUUGUUUGUCCUUAGUGAAUGAAUAUGAUAAGGAUAUGUUUUUAAUAAAAGAGUUGUUGAUUGUGCAGAGGACUAAGUGUUUAUAAUAUGUGGUUUUAGGCUGCUUGUAUAAAUCUUUCAUGCAAGUCACCGAGUAUCAUUACUUCAUGAAGGUUUGUAGGAAAAUUAUUAAAAUUUUAAAAAUCACUUCCAGCCCAAGAAUUCAAAAUGAAAAAAAAAAAAAAAAAAAAAAAAAAAAGUAGAUUAAUACCUAAAGAGAAAUGUUUUAGCACUGUUGAAGUAACCACUAUUGUUUUACAUUCUAAUUUGUAUCUGUCUUGUAAUUUAUGCAUUGUGGCAUAUAUCCAUUGAGUGGAUGCCUGUAUAUUUUAUUUAUUUUUGUCUAGUCCUCCCUUUGAUUGUCAUUGUGACGGCAGUAUUAGUAGUGAAUUAAGUUGAUUUUUUUUUUCUUCUUUUUUAAAAUCAUUUUUUCAAAACUUUUUUUUUUCCCCCCCUACCAUGAUUUCAUUUUAUUGUUAGGCAGGUAUUUGCCUCUUUUAAGGGUGAUCGGCUCCUGUCCGGAUCUGUCCCCUCGGCAAGAAUUUAGACUAUACUUUGUCAUUUGCAAUUCUGAGGUGCCAUUUCAGCGAAUUAAAUCCGAGCGAGCAUAGGGUCGAGGUAGCGGCAUAUUUAGGAAUUUGGUACUAGAUCUUGGUCGGUAUUGAUUUAGACACUUUCAUACCCUAUAAAUACUUUUAUAGUUAUUAAAGGAAAGGUGAAUUGAA